This is a messenger RNA of Caenorhabditis angaria, 3713 nucleotides long. NCBI's taxonomy places the organism in Eukaryota, Metazoa, Nematoda, Chromadorea, Rhabditida, Rhabditidae. The record is from the annotation of a GenBank genome assembly.
AUGAGGAUACAAUUUUCAUUGCUCCUGCUCAUAGGAGCCGCCUUAUUGGCAAACACCCAAGAAAUUAAACCAAAACCAGAAUUAUUGCCAGCCGACGAAGCGCCAAAAGAUCCAGAAGUCUCAUUUUCUGAAGGCGAACCAUUUGAGCUCACCGAUUCUGGUCUUGAUAGUUCAAAGAAUGCCACAAUUCCAGUUGCCGAGCCAGCUCCAGAGCCAGAACCAGAACCAGAAGUUGCACCAACUCCAGAACCAGAACCAGCUAUCAAGUUUGAUAAUAUUGAAUCGGAAGAUUAUGGAGAUGUUGCUGAAGCAGUGAAUGUUCAACCAGAUGAGUUGAAUACUGAAGUUAUUGAACAACUUGUUGAUCGAUUUUUGAACACUGGAUCUAUUGAGGUAAUUUUCAUUGUGAAAAAAUGCAAAAUUAAUUUAUCAAUUUUUUGUGCAGAACAAAGAUAAGAAGGGACCAACUUACGCUAACCCAGUUGCUCAAGCUCUUGUUGGAAGCAGUGAUUACUGGAAAACCGAUCUUCUUCAAGAAGCUGGAUCGAUCAAAGAUGAAGAACGUAUUAAAACUUGGUUGGCUGGUUACGAAGUCGAGGCAAUUAAAGUGUUGAGAGAAGUUGCGCUUUCCGGAUGGCGUUAUUUUAAUAAUGCGUCACCAUCGGCUAAAAUGGCUCUUGAUGAGGCCGAAGAUGUUCUCUCCAAAUUUGUUCGUUCUACUUCAAUGCAAGCUAAACAAUUUGAUGUUGCAUCGGUUUCCGAUGAAAAUACUAAACGUCAAUUAGGAUAUAUUGCUUUUGAAGGAAUGUCGGCUUUGGCACCAAGCAGAUUCGAAGAAUUCGGACAAGCUCAAGCUACUAUCAAUCGUGAUUUGAAGGACUCAACUGUUUGUGAUAAGGAUGUUCCACCACCAUGUGCGCUUCAGUGAGUGAAAUGAAAUAAAAUUUUCAGAAAAAUUAUGGAAAAAUGUGUGUAUUUUUUUCUUCAAAACAUUUUUAAAAUUUUAUUAAUUUUAGGCACCUUUCCAAAUACUUGCUUUUUCAGAAAAAUUGAUAUGGAUUCAAUUUUCCGCAACGAAAAAGAUCCAUCCCGCCUUCAACAUCUCUGGGUUUCAUACGUCACAUCAAUCGCCAAAUCCAAACAAGCCUACAGUAAUCUCAUUCAAAUCUCAAACGAAGGAGCUAAACUCAACGGUUUCUCUGAUGCUGGAGCCAUGUGGAGAAGCGCUUUCGAUAUGUCAUCAAAAAACAAAAAACCAGUAUUUGAUUUGAAAAAGCAAAUUGAUAAAAUCUACAGUACUAUUCAACCAUUCUACCAACUUGUGAGUUGUUUUUUUCUUAAUUUUUCGAAUAUCAAUGUGAUUAUUUGUAGCUCCACGCAUACAUUCGUCGUCAAUUGUCUGGAAUUUAUUCAAAUCCAGCUGGAUUGAGUAAAGAUGGAGCUAUUCCAGCACAUUUAUUCGGAUCUUUGGAAGGAGGUGACUGGGCUGCCCAUUAUGAGCAAACUAAACCAUUCGAUGAAGAAUCUGAAACACCAGAAGCUAUGCUUGCUGCAUUCAACAGUCAAAAUUACACCACAAAGCAAAUGUUUGUUAAUGUGAGUUUACUCAAAACCCGAUUAUAAAUUACAACUUUUCCUAAAAUUCAGGCUUACCGUUAUUUCAAAUCUGCUGGUUUCCCAAAACUUCCAAAAACUUUCUGGACAUCAUCAAUUUUUGCCAGAGUUUGGAGUAAAGAUAUGAUUUGUCAACCAGCUGCUGCUUUAGAUAUGCGCGCUGCCAAUGACUUCAGAGUUAAAGCUUGUGCUCAACUCGGAGAGCCAGAUUUCGAAUUGGCUCACUCACUUCUCAUCCAAACUUAUUAUCAAUUCUUGUACAAGGAUCAAAGCUUGUUGUUCAGAGAGCCAGCUUCGCCAGUUAUUAGUGAAGCAAUUGCUGACGCUUUUGCUCAUCUUUCAACAAAUCCACAUUAUUUGUAUUCUCACAAACUUGUUCCAUCUGAACAUUUGGAAAUCAAGGAUUCCGUGAUUAUCAAUAAACUUUACAAGUGAGUGUUUUUUCUUCAGAAUGUUUCUUUUUGAAAAAAAAAUCUAUAGUAUUUUAUUCGUAUUUUUAAUAUUUUCAGAGAAUCUCUUGAAACAUUCGCUAAACUUCCAUUCACCAUCGCUGCUGAUAACUGGCGCUACGAACUUUUUGAAGGAAAAGUUCCAGCUGCUAAAAUGAACGACCGUUGGUGGGAAAUCCGUUCUCAAUACGAAGGAAUCCGCUCCCCUCAACCAUACAAUAACUCGAAUUUGGAUGCUUUGAUCCACACUGCCGUUUCACAAGUUCACUCGCCAGCCACUAAAACUUUGAUCAGUUAUGUUCUCAAAUUCCAAAUCUUGAAGGCACUUUGCCCAGAAGGAACUAUCUUGGUAUGUUUCUACAUAUUUUGAAUUAGAAAAACAAAUAUAUUAAUAAUAUUGAAUUCAGAGCGAGGGAUGUAUUUUGUCAGAAGAUACCACUGAAAAACUCAGAGAAACAAUGAAACUCGGAUCAUCAAUCACUUGGUUGAAAGCAUUGGAAAUGAUCUCUGGAAAAGGAGAACUCGAUGCAGAGCCACUUUUGGAAUAUUACGAGCCACUUAUUAAUUGGCUCAGAAAUACCAAUGAAAUUGAUCAAGUUGUUAUUGGAUGGGAUGGACAAGGAACACCAUUCACAGCGUUAGUUUUUUUUUGACAUAGAAACAUAAAGCAGAAAAAAGGAGAAGAAAAGGGAGAAGAGAACGCACAUGAAAAAUGUGUUGGGAAAGGGAAGCGAGAGAUAAUGUCAGCAGCGUGGCGCAGUGGAAGCGUGCUGGGCCCAUAACCCAGAGGUCGGUGGAUCGAAACCACUCGCUGCUAAUCUUUUUUGUGUUUCCUUUAAUAUUUUGAUGUUUUUUGAAAAAACAUGACCUCACACACUUUCUUUAAAAUUAUUUGACCUACCAGAAAAAAAAGUCCCGAAAAACUGAGGUUUAGAAAUUCUAGGCAGUAAACUACAAGCUGUGUUUGACGUGAUGAUUCAAAAAAAAUAGAUCAAAAAGAUUAGCAGCGAGUGGUUUCGAUCCACCGACCUCUGGGUUAUGGGCCCAGCACGCUUCCACUGCGCCACGCUGCUGACAAUAUCUUUCCUUUUCUUUCCUUUCUCUAUUCUUUGUUCACACAAGCAAAUCAUGUUCCCUCUUGCACAGUGUGUAAUACUAGCCCAAACCGCUAUCCCUGAAAUUUUUUAAAACUUUUUCUAUUAUAUUAAUCUCCCAAUAACACAAAACAAAAUUUUCAGCGAAGAGAUUCCAAAAACUCGUCAACCAGGAGAUGGUGGAAACGGACUUCCAAGCGAAGAUCGUGUCGCUUUCCCAGGUGGAGAAUGUGUCAAUGGUCAAGAAUGUCUUCUCGAUUCUCAUUGUAAUGGAACUAUUUGUGUUUGUAACGAUGGAUUGUACACUUUGGAAAUUGGAAAUACUUUCAAUUGUGUUCCAUCAAAUCCAGCUGACAGUGGUUUCGGAGAUGGAAAGGGAGGACUUGUUAUUGGACUUUUCAAUAACGAAAAAGAAACUACACCUGAGCCAGAACCAGAACCAACUGCCAAAACAACAACAACUUCAUCAAAAGUUCCACGUGUCAGAGCAUCAUCAACAUCUUCAAGAUAUAUUCUUGCACUUAUUUGCUCAAUCUUCGCUGUUCUCUUCUUAUAA